AUGAAUACAAAGGCCAGGUUUUUCUUCCCGUCUUUAAAUAAUAAAGGCUCAUUAUCACUGUACUUCCCAUUACUCCUCCCCCCAUCUUCAUCGCCUUCCACAUUAUCCCGGUCCCUGUUCCUGCCCUAUUCCUAUAAUCCCUGUCAUCCUCAUUAUCUCGGAUUCGAUCCCUAUUUCUUCCCGUCUUCCAUAUUCCCUCCUGUCAUCCUCCUCCUUAGAUUGAUCUUUAUGCCUACUCCUAUCUCUUUCUCCAUCCCUAUCCCUCCUGCCUCUUUCUCUAUCCCUGUCCAUCUUAUCUCGCAUUUCCAUCUCAAUUCUCUUCUCUACUUUAGAUUUAGACUUCUUACUGUCACCGGCGUUUUCCGCCUUGGAUUCCUUGUUCGGAGGCUUUGGAGGCAGAAUCGCGUGGAUAACAGUGAGAAGCGUGCGGACGAAGUAAUCGGAAUGGCAAUUCCGAUUGUGUUUUCUCUUCUUCUUUUCAGUUUUUCAUUUUCAAGUGCAGCCCCGGAUCCGGCCUAUCAAACGCUUCUCCAAUGCAUGAGUCAGUCCAUCGGAUCCCCCAAUGCUUCCUCGAUUAUCAUCCCUCCCACCAAUCCCAAUUAUACAUCUGUAUUGGAUGCACGGAUUCAUAAUGCUCGUUUCAACAGAUCUUCCACGCCUAAACCGGCCAUCAUCAUCACUCCAAUGGAUCCCACCCAUGUUUCCGCUGCCGUAAUCUGUUCCCAGAAGGUCGGUUUCCAGCUCAAAACCCGUAGCGGCGGCCACGAUUACGAGGGCUUUUCUUACGUUUCCGACAAACCCUUUUUCAUGCUUGACAUGGUUAAUCUACGUUCGGUAGCUGUGGACGUGAAAGAUGAAUCGGCCUGGGUUCAAGCCGGUGCGACGCUGGGUGAACUUUACCAUGCUGUAUGGGAAAAGAGCAGCGUCCAUGGAUUCCCUGCCGGGGUGUGUCCAACGGUCGGAGCCGGCGGGCACAUUGCCAGUGGCGGGUAUGGUACCAUGAUAAGGAAACACGGUAUGUCGAUAGACCAUGUUGUGGAUGCCAACAUAGUCGAUGCCAGCGGCAAAAUACUAGACCGAAAAGCCAUGGGAGAAGAUCUUUUUUGGGCUAUAAGAGGCGGAGGAGGAGGCAGCUUCGGCGUUAUUAUAUCCUAUAAGAUAAAGCUCGUCCAUGUACCGGAGAAGGUCACCGUUUUCAGAGUCCAACAAUCAAUAGCCGAUAAAGGCACCGACGUUGCUUUCAAAUGGCAAACAGUCGCCGCAACAACUGAUAGUAAUCUCUUCACGAGAAUGCUCUUGCAACCCGAUACGAGUAAAGAGGUAACGUCAGUGAGAGUUACGGUCAUGGGAUUGUUCUUGGGGGAUGCCGAUGGCGUUGUAGCUUUAUUAGCCAAAGAUUUCCCGGAACUCGGUUUAAAGAAAGAGAACUGUACCGAAAUGAGUUGGAUCGACUCAGUUCUUUGGUGGGCAAAUUUCGAUCCCGGAAUGCCACCGAAGGUUUUGCUGGACAGAAACAAUCAGAACACCAAGUUCGUGAAGAGGAAAUCAGAUUAUGUUCAAACACCGAUUCCCAUCUCCGGGCUGGAAUCUCUAUGGAAAACGAUGGCUGAAAACCCAAAAGUGGGAUUGACAUGCAACUCAUACGGUGGAAAAAUGAACGAAAUUAAACCAGAGGAAACUGCAUUCGCUCAUCGUGCUGGGAAUCUGUACAAGAUACAGUACUCGUUGAACUGGAACGAUCCAGCAAAUGAAGCGGAAGAGAGUCACUUGAAACAAGCGAGAGUAGUUCACGAGUUCAUGACUGAGUUCGUGUCGAAGAAUCCGAGGAGGGCUUUCUUGAAUUACAGAGACGUGGAUAUCGGAACCGCUAAAACUUGGAGCUAUGAGGAAGGGAAAUCGUAUGGAUUGAGCUAUUACGAUGGGAACUAUGACAGGUUGGUUGAUGUGAAGACCAAAUUCGAUCCCACCAAUGUUUUUAGAAAUGAACAAAGCAUUCCUCCUCGUUCCAAAUAA
This is a messenger RNA of Hibiscus syriacus, 2013 nucleotides long. RefSeq names its product berberine bridge enzyme-like 21. NCBI's taxonomy places the organism in Eukaryota, Viridiplantae, Streptophyta, Magnoliopsida, Malvales, Malvaceae. The transcript is spliced from 3 exons. Bases 1 to 2013 code for a protein of 670 amino acids. Gene Ontology annotation, molecular function: oxidoreductase activity; FAD binding. The record is from RefSeq and is a predicted model, not a curated record.